Messenger RNA from Doryrhamphus excisus (bluestripe pipefish), 8646 nucleotides. The record is from RefSeq and is a predicted model, not a curated record. NCBI's taxonomy places the organism in Eukaryota, Metazoa, Chordata, Actinopteri, Syngnathiformes, Syngnathidae.
GACAGCUGGGAUAGGCUCCAGCACCCCCGUGACCCUCGUGAGGAAAAGCAGUAGAAAAUGAAUGAAUGAAUGUUUUCUUUUUUUUUUCUUUUCUAUCCCCUCCUGCUCCGAUCCAUCUUCUAUGCUGCUUAUUCCUCCAAAUUGUCCAUAGGUAUGAAAAUUCAUAGUCUUAUGUUAUACGUAAUAUAUAUUAUGUUAUGUAUAAUAAUAAAUAGAAUUCAGCUAUAAACCUUUGGGCUACAUUCAAGUAUUUUUUGUGCAGUCAUGACUUCUUUUCACCACCAGAGGGCGCCAAAGUCUUAUGUUCUGUAUCCUAUGUGCAGUACUGUUUAUUUUGGGCCCCAUCGGAUUCCACUUAUUGUGUUUCUCCCACUUAAAAAAAACAAGAAUUUUGUAAAAGCACAUAAUAAAAAAUUCGCCGAGCCCACUGUCCACUUGAGACGGUGCUGAAAUGUUUCCGUGCAACUGCAGGUAGAUUCGGGAUGUGAACUAUGUUUUGCAUUCCAAGUGGAAUAAAGUGCCCACGAAGCUGCAUGACAUUAAUGCACGUCCUCUCCGCACGCCGGCCAAUUACUGCGCACAGAGACACGCUUAGCUUGUAUUGGUGUGCAGCCUGGUUACAGCACACAGCGUCUUGGUAUUUGUGGUUGCAAAGAACUGCAGGAGAAAGAAGACUUAUAAUUUGAAGACUUGCCAGGGGUACAUUGUCAAAAUUCAAAAGGCAUUUCAAAGACUCCAACCAUGCACUUUUUUUUUCUUUUUCCACGGAGUCUUUUCUAUGUCUCCUCCUCUCUUGCUUUCUUCUCGCAUGGUUUGAAUGGACCAAUGGGCCUUCAAGUUGGGAGACAUUGGCAUGCAAAUGAGACCAACGCGUGCUCGGCGCGCACUGAAAGCUCAGAUUGUUUAUUGAGCUCCCCGGAGCCACGCGCCUGGCCCGCGGAGGAAUCACACAGCGGGGGCGGGGCAUUGCCACGGAGCGUGCGUGGGAGGGGGGUGCGCGUCGGGGCGCGUGUUGAAAAAGAGGAGUACUGCCAACGUUUGGCUCACAUCGCCAGUCAAGAGAGACCACGUUGGACACACGGGCCUUUCCCCCCACCCCGUCUACCCCUUCCCACGCCAAGCAUCACUUGCAUAUCCAUCACAGGAGUUGUCACUGGACAUGGCGACCAUCACCACGACGCACACCGCUUUUACUUUUGCGCUCACCGAGAGACGCGCAGGCUUGAGCGCGCAGGACUGCACGCUCCCGGCCGGACACGCUAACAGCGGGGCAGCAUCAGCAGCAUCGGCGGUAGCGGCCCAUCAGAACCGGAACAAAGUGCUGAAAAGACAGCGAUCCAACUCCCCGGAGCUGCUGCGCUGCAAGCGGCGCCUCAGCUUCACCGGCCUGGGCUACUCCAUCCCUCAGCAGCAGCCCGUGGCUGUGGCGCGGCGGAACGAACGCGAGAGGAACCGGGUCAAGCAAGUCAACAUGGGCUUCCAGACUUUGCGCCAGCAUGUUCCCAACGGGGCAGCCAACAAGAAGAUGAGCAAAGUGGAGACGCUGCGCUCCGCGGUGGAGUACAUAAGAGCUUUGCAGCAGCUUUUAGACGAGCACGACGCCGUGUCGGCUGCGUUCCAGUGCGGCUUGCCGUCACCCACGCUUUCCAACACCUACUCAGCGGACCCGGAGUCGCCUCACUCCGCGUACUCGUCGGAUGAAGGCGGUUACGAGCCACUGAGCUCCGAGGAGCAGGAGUUGUUGGACUUCACCACCUGGUUCGAUCGCUACUGAGGCGGUAGCGGAACCACACCGCCGUGCGUAAAAAAGCCAGAGACUGAGACUGGACACUCCCUCCGUCAACCUGACUGCCUCUGCGAGGGAGGCAGCCGAGCAAUAAUGACAGCGGGAGGAGAAGCCGAAUGGGAUGGACCUCCAACUCCACCUCCACCUCCUUGCUGCAUACAAAGUGAAGGAGGUGAACUGUUAUGUUGACGCUGAAGUCAAAACUGCUGAAUAAGUGCAAUUAAUGGGUGACACAGCGUCCUGGAAGAUGAUGCGUCAGCAAACUGUUCUUCACAUCAUGAUGUAUACAUUUCUUAUACUGUCAUUUACUGUCAUAUGAAGACAUAUUUUUCUACACUCAUAUCUGUUAUGAAUGAAGUUUUUUAAAUGUGUGUGACCUGACAGCAAUAUCAUGGCAACUACCUGGGACAGAUUGUAGUUUAUCCUCUAGAACCUCUAGUCUGAGGUUUUUCCCCCCCUGAACGAAGACCACAUAGUGAAAAAUCCGAGGAUGCAUGCAUUGAAAAAACUCUAACAAUAUAUUUAUAGAAAAAUCAUUUUUUUUUUGUCAAAAUUUUUCAAUUUUUUUUUAGGAAUUGUAUGUCUAGAAUGAGCUGCAGGCUACACUUUUGGACACCCCCCCACUAUAGGAGAUCUUUAUUGAUGCACUUGUUCUCCGCUUCCGGUAGCCUCAAAUGUAAAUAUUCGAUUUUAACAGAUAUAUUUUGUGUAAAACCAUUUUUUUUUGUAAUAAAUAAAUAAUCUAUUUAUAUGAAAUGCUUGUGUUGGUUUGGUUCCAUCUGUGUGCACAACCUAUGGAGCGCGUCUAUACCCUAACGCCCCCGCCCCCACCCACCUUCCGCCCCUUUUCUGUGACCUUUAAUUGGGCCCUCAAUAAGAAUAAGAGACAUGCACCUUCCACCACUCUUUGUCCGCAUUCAGGGUGGGGAGAUUAAUAUUACGUUUCAUGCUUUGCAUUGUUUCAUGAGUGCACGAUUUCGCCUGGAGGGAGAGUGUUUUUCAGAGUGGGGGCGGGGGGAGAGGGGGUGCAAUUCACUCUUCUCAAAAGCCUAUUUGAAAUACGGCCCCGGGAAAGUCAGCAAGACAAUGAGUCGGGGUCAAAAUUCGUAUUGGGUUGGCUGAGAUCAAUCUAAAUAAAACCUGGCCUUGUAGACUACUUGUAUCUCCAACUGUGUUUUUCAUGCAAGGCUCAAUCACAAGCACGUCUCCUGCGAAACACGAAGCGCCGCACCCCACCGCGGGCGCCAUUGUGCUUCCUGUGCGCCUCAUUAUUUAAAUUGAGGAAGGCCUUUAUUGAAAAUGAUUCAACACAAUUACUACCAUUAAGGUUUGAUGCCGGAAAAAGCUACACGAGUUCAGUCGCUUAUCUAUCCACACUUCUGAUCCAGAUUUUUAGUUAAAAAUGGCAACAAGUUACAUUUUGCAAUGGUGGAUUUUAUUAUUAUAAACCAUUACAUUGAAAUAGUUCAUCAUUUCAUCAAUAAUGGAUGUGAGUUGAGUGACUCAACUCACAGCAUAGUGGUGGUCUUAGCACGAGUGCUCCUGGUACAGGGGAGCUGUGGUUCAAAAAGAGAAACAGUGAUUCUCAAGGAGAACAUUCAAUCACACCCUGAAGUGGACAUUUAUUGUCUGUCAUUGUGCUUUGGCUUGUUUAGCAUUAGCUUAUAUGCUCCCAUUGUAAUUGAGAAGAAGACCCUUGAGAAGAGGGUCGUGGGGGUGCUGGAGCCUACCCCAGCUGUCUUCGGGCGAGAGGUGGGGUACACCCUGGACUGGUCGCCAGCCAAUCACAGGGCACAUAUAGACAAACAACCAUUCACACUCACAUUCAUACCUAUGGGCAAUUUGUAGUAAUAAGCGGCAUAGAAGAUGGAUUGGAGCAGGAGGGGAUAGAAAAGAACAAAAAAAGAAAACAUUCAUUCAUUCAUUAAUUUUCUACCGCUUAUCCUCACGAGGGUCGCGGUAAGGUGCUGGAGCCUAUCCCAGCUGUCCUCGGCCGAGAUGCAGGGUUCACCCUGGACUGGUUGCCAGCCAAUCACAGGGCACAUAUAGACAAACAACCAUUCACACUCACAUUCAUACCUAUGGACAUGUGCAAAACAGUGCAGGGAUAAUACAAAGUGAGACAACAACUACAGCAAUAACAACAAUUUCAAUGACAUGGAAGCUUUUUCAAACCUAUGUGGGAGUUAGCCUCCGUGACAGCUUGUGUAGUUCCUUCUAUGCCUUAGUUCCUGACCAUGCCCUUAUUUUGUAGCCACUUCCUUUGUUGUUCCUUUCCUUUCUCUCACUCCUUUACUCUUUUCACGCACCUGCUUGUAAUUUUCUGUUCCCUACUUAGUUCAGGUGUGUGCUGCUUCCUUUGUGGGUUCAUUGUCUACCAUUUGUUUGGUUUGGCCAUUUACCGUUUUUCUGCUGCUGUAUGGCAAAUCAUGACACAAUAAUUUGUAAUUAUUAUUUUUACAAGUAACUUUUAUGUUGAUUGUCAGGGAUGAAUCAAAUAAUUUAAGUUGACAGUACCAAAAAUAUGGUUCCUCACAUACCUGUUAACCUCCAUUGAAAACUACCGUAUUUUGCCCUUAUUUUCCGGUAUUUACAAAGUCUAGAAAAAAACGUCCUUUCCGUUUCCUGUUGGAGCAACUCUUCCAAACUUGGGACAACAUUGUUGCAUGUCAUCCUGAAAGGCAGUGAAGUCAAGAUUCUUGUGGAAAGACCAGAAAAAAAGCUCUUAUUUAUGAAUGCAAAUGACAAAAAUAAGACAAAAAAAAAAAAUACUAAAAAAAAAUAUAUUUAGAAUGGGCAAAACCAACACAAGAUGGGAGGUUUAGAUACAAUGAUUACUUAUGUACAAUUGAUACUGAGAAGAUCUUGAGCUGUCUGACUUGCCUGGGGUUAUAUAAUUUCCAAAUCCUUGUGUUGUCUAGACUUAUGGUUUGCAACCUCCGGUUCCGAGGAGGCAAAAUGGCUCUUUUGAUGUUAAAGGUUGCCGACCCCUGGUUUCGAGAUUGACCUGCUGCAUUUCUAUCGCCCACUUGUGGUAGAGUGUAGUUUUACAUUCACUCAAAGUUUGUCCAUGUAAAUACCUGUAUUGUUGAUAAUUAUUAAUAAAUAAAUAUGAAUAAUAAUAAAUAGUCAUAUGACCUCGUACUUCGGGACGUGAUAAAAAACAAAACAAAAAAAAUUAAAAUUAAAAUGUAAAAAAUAAAAAAAACCAAACUAUAUUAAGAAAGCAGGAAGUGAACAAAUGUAACAGUUACUGAUUGUAAAAGUACCAAAUAAUAAUAAAUGGUCAUAUGACCUUGUAAUUCGGUACGUGAUAAAAAAAAACAAAGCAAAAACAAAUAAAAAUUAAAAUUAAAAUUAAAAAAAUUUAAAAAACGUAAACUAUAUUAGGAAAGCAGGAAGUGAACAAAUGCAUGUUCAAAUGAAAUAAAACCAUUACCAUAAAAAGGGGAUGGGGGUUCAUUAUCUAAUCAUAAUCUCAUUAAUAAUGAAAUUAUCUUAAUGCUGAUAAUUAUUAAUAAAUAAAUAUAAAUAAUAAUAAACGGUCAUAUCACCUCGUACUUCGGUAUGUGAUAAAAAAACAAAACCAAAAAAAAUGUAACUAUAUUCGGAAAGCAGGAAGUGAACAAAUGUAACAGAUACUGAUUGUAAAAGUACCAGAUGGAGGGGUAGGAUUUAAUAAGCUUUGCUUCUUCCUACUCCUUUUGGACAUGUGGAACUGGGAACUGAUUAUGGGAUGCGUUCAAUUGCAAUCUGAUGCAUGUUCAAAUGAAAUAAAACCAUUACCAUUACCAAAUACUGCCAGAUAUCAUUCCUAACUCGAUAUAAAGCUCACACACGCACACGCUCGCACGUGCACGCGCACACACUGCCUGCAGGUGCUAGCCACGUGGCCGCACUUGGGAGGGAGGUGACAAAAGCUCUGGUGUGUCUAUAGACUAGUGGCGCAGUCAGGAUCAAACAAGUGAUAAAUGACUGGAAGAAUAUAAUGUGUCGUAUAACCUCCUACGUCACCAAGCCUCCCAAAGACAAAUCAAAUUGGGGCGUGCGACACCCCGCAGCCCCAUUAUGACACGCUUGAUGGUGCCUCUGAUGUCCUUGAGUGUCAACCAGAGGCCAGCUCACGCAAUGAAUGAGAGCAUUUGUCCGCUGACGGAUUGAUUGAUAUGCAAUUUUCCCCUCAGCUGUAGCAGGACAAGAUGGAUUUAUUCAUGCUGUUUUGUCCUCUUGGGUCAUUUUCAUGUUGCAAAUACAAGGGACGUGUUAAUAUUAAUUCAUCAUUUGAUAAUCCAUCAUGUAUGCACGCGAGUGUGACAAGCGUCCUGUGCGUCAGUUAUUCCUGCGCAUGCGUGAGUGUAAAAUUGUUGCUGAAUAAGGGAAAACGCGUUUAUCAGCGUUUUGUGUCGCACAAUGUCAAUACAACAUAGCAUUAAAAAAAACAACAAAAAAAAAAAAACUUAAAUUGUAUUAUGGAAAGCAGGAAGUGAACAAAUGUAACGGUUUCUGAUUGUAAAAAUACUAGAUGGAGGGGUAGGAUUUAAUAAGCUUUGCUUCUUCCUACUCCUUUCGGACAUGUGGAACUAUGAACUGAUUAUGUGAUGCAUUCAAUUGUAAUCUGAUGCAUGUUCAAAUGAAAUAAAACCAUUACCAUUACCAUUAAGAAUCUAACUUAUAUCAAUCUAACUGUUUUAUUUUAAUGUAGCUUCUGGCCCCACUGGACUUUGCAGAAUUGUUGUCAUUCAGUCACAUUGGAGGGUUUUCCAGGGUUUCCAGGGUUUUCUCAAUAGGAUUCAGGUGAGGACUGUGACUUGGCCACUCCGAAGUCUUUAUUUUGUUUUUUUGUUUUUUCAGGAUUUGGAUGGCUCCGCCCACUUUGAGUGUUUCUGAUAACGGUGAUGUUUUGAAAAGCAUCCACUUUGUCCCAAAGCGUUGUUAUCAUGUCAACAUAAGGCCAAACCCGCGCUGUUUUUAUCCGUUGUCAGUUGAAAACUAACACUGAAAAAAACACAUCAUACAGCAGAUCGACACAGUGAUGGAUGAGACGUGAAAUGAUGUUUAUAGGAUUUACAGAAAAUAUGCAAUAAUUAUUUAAACAAAAGUAGGCAGGUGCCUACAUUUGGGCGACAUUUUUGUUUUAUUGAUAUGAAUAUCUUUAACACUAAUUAUUGGAACUACUGUAGUUAAGAAGGUGAGUGUGAAAGGUUGUUUGUCAAUAUCUGCCCUGUGAUUGAGGCCACCAGUCCGGGGUGUACCCCUCGCCCAGUGUCAGCUAGGGUAGGCUCCGGCACACCUCCGUGUUUGGUAUGGCAAUGGCUUAUAUUACCUCAUUAUAACACGAGACGAGACAAGACAAGGCUUUAUUAGUUGCACAAGGAGAAAUUCCAGGUUUAUAGCCACAGCUUUAUUGCACAGUUUAUUGCACAGUUACUGUGCAGGAUUUUUGUGAUUGGGAUUUUAGUGAUUAAGGCCACCAGUCCGGGGUGUACCCCCCGCCCAGUGUCAGCUAGGGUAGGCUCCAGCACACCCUCGUGUUUGGUAUGGCAAUGGCUUAUAUUACCUUAUUAUAACAUCAGUCGAGACGAGACAAGACAAGGCUUUAUUAGUUGCACAAGGAGAAAUUCCAGGUUUAUAACCACAGCUUUAUUGCACAGUUUAUUGCACGGUUUACUGCACAGUUUAUUGCACAAUUAUUUUGCAGGAUUGUUGUGAUUGUGAUUUUAGUGAUUGAGGCCACCAGUCCGGGGUCGGGGUCAACCCCCCCGCCCAGUGUCAGCUGGGAUAGGCUCCAGCACACCCCCGUAUUUGGUAUGACAAUGGUUUAUAUUACCUGAUUAUGAGAUAAGACAAGAUUUGGCCUAAUUUGUCCCAGAAGGGGAAAUUCCAGGUUUAUAACCACAGCUUUAUUGCACAGUUUAUUGCACAGUUUACUGCAUGGUUUAUUGCACGGUAAUUGUGCAAGAUUUUUGAGAUUGUGAUUUUAGUGAUUGAGGCCACCAGUCCUGGGUGUACCCCCUGCCCAGUGUCAGCUGGGAUAGGCUCCAGCACACCUCCGUAUUUGGUAUGGCAAUGGCUUAUAUUACCUAAUUAUGAGAUAAGAUGAGAUAAGACAAGAUUUGGCUUAAUUAGUCCCACAAGGAGAAAUUCCAGGGUUAUAACCACAGCUUUAUUGCACAGUUUAUUGCACAGUUUACUGCACGGUUUAUUGCACGGUUAUUGUGCAAGAUUUUUGAGAUUGUGAUUUUAGUGAUUGAGGCCACCAGUCUGGGGUGUACCCCCUGCCCAGUGUCAGCUGGGAUAGGCUCCAGCACACCUCCGUAUUUGGUAUGGCAAUGGCUUAUAUUACCUAAUUAUGAGAUAAGAUGAGACAAGAUUUGGGCUAAUUAGGCCUACAAGGAGACAUUCCAGGUUUAUAACCACAUUUUUAUUGCACAGUUUAUUGCACGGUUUACUGCACAGUUGAUUGCACGGUUAUUGUGCAAGUUUUUCCGAAGCAGUUAUAUAGUAUAUAAAUUUACUUUCAAAAGUAACUAUUUAAUUUUCUUUUCAGAAAAUGAUGUCAAACAUUUGUGCUCCAUAAUAUACUUGAAUAAAACAUCAUUUCUCAUUCUCAAAUUACUAUAAUAUUUAAUAAUAUAGUUUACCAAUUAAAAAAAAAACAAACAAGCUUUGGGCCCAAAAGGACCCCACGUGAUAUUUUGGACACACCUGCUGUAGGUCCCGUACUGCAGGAACCACACACAAGCAAAAGCCUUCAAUAGAUGGACUCCUGUGUUGACAGCCACCAAGUCACUUGUACUUUCUGCUGUAAAAAGUCAGUCUUCUGUAUUGGAGACAGAAUGAAAGAACCAUGGACGUGAAUC